Saxophila tyrrhenica is the source of this 1338-nucleotide messenger RNA. RefSeq lists its product as uncharacterized. Gene Ontology annotation, molecular function: ATP binding; tetrahydrofolylpolyglutamate synthase activity. The transcript has a single exon. The record is from RefSeq and is a predicted model, not a curated record. The coding region runs from base 1 to 1338 and encodes 445 amino acids. NCBI's taxonomy places the organism in Eukaryota, Fungi, Ascomycota, Dothideomycetes, Mycosphaerellales, Extremaceae. Gene Ontology annotation, cellular component: cytosol; mitochondrion; cytoplasm. Gene Ontology annotation, biological process: tetrahydrofolylpolyglutamate biosynthetic process.
AUGUCGCAAUGGCUACAGAUGCUCGGCCAUGCGACUGAACGUAUCAAUGCCUUGAACAUCGUCCAUAUUGCCGGAACCAAAGGCAAGGGCAGCACCUGUGCCUUCACGGAGUCAUUCCUAAGAGCCCACGGCAGAAGAACUGGCUUCCCUAGUAGAACAGGUCUCUACACAUCUCCUCAUCUUAUUGAGCCUGAGGAGAGAAUCCGGGUCAAUGCUCAGCCUCUGGACCGUGACCUCUUCGCGAAGUACUUCUUUGAGGUGUACGACAGGCUGCCUCAACUAUCAGACGCGACGUCCGACGAGAAGACAACAGUGGUCGAGCGAGGUCCACGGUUCCUCCAGCUCUACGCACUUCUUGCCUUUCACGUCUUCAUCAGUGAGAACGUCGACGUGGCGGUUGUGGAAACACACAGCGGUGGCGAGUACGACGCAACGAACGUGAUCGAACAACCUAUCGUCACAGCCAUCACGAUUUUAGGAUUGGACCACGUCGAUAUGCUCGGCCCGACUAUCGAGAACAUCGCAUGGCACAAAGCUGGCAUUUUUAAACCUGGUGCUGUGGCACUGUCGACUAUGCAGGACGUUGCGCCUGCAAAGGUGCUUGAGCGGCGAUCCGCAGACAAGGGAGAGCACGUUCAGUUCAUUGGCGAAGACUCUCGACUUCCGAAAGGCGCCUUGCCGUUGAAACCCAGUGUUCAGAAGGAAAAUGCUUCCCUCGCUGUUGCUGCCACUGAAGCAUGGCUGGCUGCAAGGAGUCCGGUAGAGAGGCAGACGUUGACUCAGGAAGAUAUAGACCUUGGAGUGCAGCAAUGGUGCUGGCCUGGCCGCUUCCAGAUCGUCCAAGCAGAGAAUGUGGCCUGGUUCCUGGACGCUGCUCACAACGAAAUGAGCGUCCAGAUAGCUGCGCAGUGGUUCGUCGAAGCCGGCAAAGAGCUCGAUGCCAGCACUUCAGCAGAUCAGGUCCUGGUCUUCAGCCACAUCUCUGAAUCCAGAGAUGCGGUGGGCCUACUUCAGGCACUGGCAAUUGCGCUGGAAGGCAAUGGAGCGCAGAUCUCACACGUCGUCUUCACGACGUACGACGAAUCGGAGCAGAAGAAAGGUUACAAGCCUCCGAAUGAUUGUGGUGCCUUCCACGAGGUCUGGAGGCAGGUGUUUCCCGAGACAAUUAUCUGGGACCGGCCUACAGUCCAAGGGGCACGUGACCUGGUGGAAAGUCUUGCAGCAGAACAGCAGAGUGCCCUCAGAGGUCUGCAGACGCUUGUGACAGGAAGCCAGCACCUUGUGGGGCCAAUGUUGAAGUGUCUUCAGAAUAGAGGACCGACGUCCAAAACAGUGUAG